AUGAACCGAGAUUUUGUCUACGACAAUCAAAGUGACCGAUCAUCAGCCUGGAUUAGAGCUGGGAAUACUUUGAAUAAGUGGCUUUGGGGUGCUUUGUGCUGUGGUGUACCAGGUAUACCAUGCUACUUCUGCUCCUGCUGUGAGAAGAAUGAUGAAGAUAGGGAGCGCCCCAGAGUGAAUCAAGGAACUGCUACAGCCGAACGAAUGUCCCGUCCCCACCGUCCCCACGCACCCAGAAGCAGAAAAUCCACCCCAGAAAUGUUGUCAGCAGUCCGCUGCGCCCUUUCACAGCUUCAAGGUGAACCAGCUCCACCGUUACCCACCAGAAAGUCAAAACACGCACCGGAACCAGGGUGA
Molecule: messenger RNA, 357 nt
Organism: Pieris macdunnoughi
Lineage: Eukaryota; Metazoa; Arthropoda; Insecta; Lepidoptera; Pieridae
Source: the annotation of a GenBank genome assembly